AUUUUGUUCAUGCUUGAUUCUAUUUUUAACGUGCAAAAAUUGAUUAUUUUUCCAAGUGUUCCAGGUUCCGAUUUUCCUUUAGCAUCGAAAUUGUCCUUUUUGGAAAGUGCCCGUGUUGGUGAAGCAACACCCGAAAUAUGGCCUUUCCACGGCAAAUUUUCGGGUUGCUAAACCGUAGCGGCGCUCUGCCGAAAGCGGCGGGAUGCCCUUCGCUGCCCGGCAGACUCGGCCUUCAUCCGGUGCACCAUCGUUUCCUUGCGUCGAUCGCGGCGGGCAAGUACCCUUUCCGGUUGUCCACGGGAAGUUCCAUACUGUCGCCACAGAAUUGGCAGGAUUCCAAUCGGCAACGGCGAGGCUAUAAAAAUUUUGGUCACCAAGAUGAAAAGGAACCGCUGUACACCAAGCUGUUCUACGUUUUCCUGUGCACGAUGAUGGUGGGCUCGUGCCUGGAUUGGAAAAAGCUUGGAAGUGCAAUCGGAUGGCCGAAGGUAGAUGCCGAUGCCGGUGUGGAAAUGGGCAAGAAAAACGACUCGGCCGAGCUGGAGCAGGAAGAAGAGGACGAUGGCGAAGGUGAUGUAGAUGCCCAGGGCAAAAAGAAGAGUCGUAAGGAAAAGAUCGGUUUUCGUGAUCGCAAGAUCAUCGAGUACGAGAACCGUAUGCGAACGUUCUCGACACCGGACAAGAUUUUUCGUUACUUUGCCACCGUCAAGCUGUUACACGGGGAAUCGUCUACGGUCUAUAUGACACCGUACGACUUCCUACGCGCAAUCACGCCGGGAAUGAAACAGCCGGAGGGACUAGGACUAGAUCAGUACAAACGAUACGACUCCAAGAGCGUCUCGACGCGAUUGGAUCUGCAUCUGGACAAUGAUAGCAUCUUCUACAAGCUCGGUGCGUACGGGCUGAUCUCGUUCUCCGACUACAUCUUCCUGCUGACCGUCUUGUCGACUUCUCGGCGGCACUUUGAGAUUGCCUUCCGGAUGUUCGACCUGAACGGUGACGGGGACGUGGACAGUGAAGAGUUUGAAAAGGUUGCCAACCUAAUCCGGCAGCAAACCAGCAUUGGUAAUAGACACAGAGAUCACGCGAACACGGGCAACACGUUUAAAGUAAAAAAAGGAGUAAAUUCGGCCCUGACGACGUACUUCUUUGGGCCGAAGAACGACGAGAAGCUCACGAUCGAGAAGUUCCUCGAUUUUCAGCAGCAACUGCAGCGGGAAAUUUUGACCCUCGAGUUUAUGCGCAAAAACCCGGACGAGAAUGGUAACAUCAGUGAGGCCGACUUUGCCGAGUUGCUGCUAGCGUAUGCCGGCUAUCCGCAGAAGAAGAAGGUUAAGAAGAUCAAGCGGGUGAAGAAGCGGUUCCGUGAUCAUGGAUCUGGAAUAUCAAAGGAAGAUUAUCUGAACUUCUUUCACUUCCUUAACAACAUCAACGAUGUGGACACCGCCCUGACGUUUUACCAUAUUGCCGGUGCCUCGAUCGAUCAGGAAACGCUGAAGCACGUGGCCCGAACGGUCGCAUUGGUUGAGCUUUCCAGCCAUGUCAUCGACGUAGUGUUUACAAUCUUCGACGAAAACAUGGAUGGACAACUGAGUAACCGCGAGUUUGUAGCGGUGAUGAAGAAUCGUUUGCUGCGCGGCCUGGAAAAACCGAAAGACACCGGUUUUGUCAAGCUGAUGCACUCAAUACUUAAAUGCGCCAAGGACACCAAACCAGUUUUACUCGAUCUUUAAUGUUAUCGUUUAUCUCGCAAUGUAUAAUACUAGCUACGUAUCGGAUCGCGUAAAUCACAUGCUCACAUGUGCAUCUCAACAUGAAAUACCCCAUUUAUCUAUCCUUAACAAAACAAGAGCCACUCCACCGUCGGGAGCGCAUGACGAAAGUGUAACAAUUUAGGUAGAAAUCCGUUUUGUCUCUAUUUUUUUACCUCAGGACCGGACCCUAGAAUAGUCGCAAAAGAAACUUGUGUUAUACUCUAUCGUUAAGUUUCCCAAGUUUGUAUUCCGUAGCCGCGCGUAUCACUCCUCUAAGGAAAGUCAUUUGGUACGCACACUCAUACAGCCAUACUCGAAAGGAACCGGUGGACAUGUGAUGCUAGGAAAUUUAGAAAGAAAAUAACGUUAAACCACGCUUGUAAUACGCUUCUCUGUUUGUGAAAGCCACGUUUUUUCUUGUCUAAUAAAUCUACAAACCUUCUUGAAUCUUGUUACGGUAAAAAAA
Molecule: messenger RNA, 2220 nt
Organism: Anopheles coustani
Lineage: Eukaryota; Metazoa; Arthropoda; Insecta; Diptera; Culicidae
Product: calcium uptake protein 1 homolog, mitochondrial-like
Exons: 10
Coding region: 138-1733 (531 amino acids)
Biological process (GO): mitochondrial calcium ion homeostasis; calcium import into the mitochondrion
Cellular component (GO): uniplex complex
Molecular function (GO): calcium ion binding
Source: RefSeq, a predicted model, not a curated record